Molecule: messenger RNA, 30714 nt
Organism: Xyrichtys novacula (pearly razorfish)
Lineage: Eukaryota; Metazoa; Chordata; Actinopteri; Labriformes; Labridae
Source: the annotation of a GenBank genome assembly
ACACAGAUGCAAAGUAAACGGACAUUGGAGCACCAACACGGGGACUGUCCUGCCACAACUCCUCAGCGGAGGAAACUCAAGUGAAUUUUCAACAACACAGGAGCUCCUCUUGUUACUUUUACGACCUCGAAAAGUUGAGUGGAAUAUAUCCAGAAACUUCCUCACCGUUUGGACUCUGAAUUAAAGGUAACGUAGAGUUGAGUCAGCUUUUAUAUCCUGUUGUCAUACACUAAAUGUUGCUGAAACUAUUCGGUUGUUGCCUGUAUUUAGUUUUCAGAGUGUUCAGUGGGGUCAGAAAACAACAGAUGUAGGUUGAAGUUAAAGCCAACGGUGUGAAAUCUGCAUCUCAUUUGAAUGUCAAAUCUGCGCGUGGACAAUCAGCGCUUGGCAGUCUCCUCGAGCUCUUGGCAAUGAGUCCCCUGGCGCCCAAUAUGUCCACUAUUAGUCAGGGGGAGAGUCUGGAAACUAAAGGGCAGAACAAAUAAAAGGGAAAGUCAACAUUUUAGUGAGAAGGAGCUGCUCCCUGGAUUAAAAAAGUUCUGUGAUAAAGUUGAUCAUUUGUUUCCAAACUGUGGGGGCCAAGAACUGCCACUGCUCUAAAUAAAAAAACAAACAAACAAAAAAAAAAAAAAAAACGGUGCAGAAAAAAAAAAGUGGCAAUGGAAAAAAAAGUUAUUUACUGCGAAAAUGAAAGGAUGCAAAUAAAAAAAGCCACAACGGAAGUGAGCUACCGGGGACCAAUGAUGACGAUGCACCGUCUUUUUUACAAUCUAGGCACAGAAGAUUAUGGCAAAAAGACGAGUAAAGAAGUUAGUGGAAAAGUUAUAGUUUAAUUUUGAUUCGUAAACUUCGUGAUCUGAAGCUAACUCUACACCGGCAUCCUCCAGUUCAACUUCAUAUCCAUUCAGGCGCUACAUGGCCUAACCAAAUGACCCGCUGAAAAGUAUACGAAGCGAAAUUAAACAAUAACUUUUCCGCUAACUUCUUUGCUCGUCUUUGCAUCAUCAUUAUUGGUCCCGGCAGCUCACUUCCGUUGUGGCUUUUUUUGCUUUUGUUUGUUUGCAUCACCACUUUUUUUCGUGUCAUUAACUUCCGUUGUUUUUUUUGUUUUUUUUUUUUUAUCUGCACCGUUUCUGUUUUUAUUUGCAGCAAGCUUUGGUUUCUUUUUUUUUUUUGCAUCAGUAACUUUUAUUGUGGUUUCUUUUUUUUUUUAUUUUUUUUUUUUAUUUUCAGCAGUGGCGGUUCUCGGCCACCAUACCAAACACUUGAGAAAUCUUCGCUUGUUUUCAUGUGGGUUCACACCUUUUUGAUCAGACGUAACUUUCCUCUUUGAUUAUUUAAAAAGAGAGGAUGGUUUUAACUCAUGCGUUCAGUUUGGACUGGGACCAAAAAGUUGUUAAGAGCUCCUCAAACUUUUUUUUUUUAAUGUUUCCAAUUAAAGACAUGUUGGCACAGAGCGCUCAUUUCACAAGAAGUCGUCUUUGUAGAGUUUGAUUAUGAAAUAGCGUACUUAUGAGUUUAGAGGCAAGGCCAAACCAUAAUAAGCCAAUGGAAUGAGUAAUUAAACUGGUUAGUAACAAGCCCCACACUUAUUAGGCCGGCACAUAAUGAUUAAAAAAUGCAUUGUGCAGUAGCAUACUUGAAAACAAUACAGUUUCAGGUUUGUAUUAUAGGUGCCUUAUUAUUUUUCAACUCAUAAUCUCCAUCAAACUGGUUUUCUUCAGGCACCAAACUGCCAAUUAUCUUACAUUAACUGGCGUCUUUCUUGGAAAUCUUAUCUGAAUGCUCCAGGCUCUGUCUGAAAGUUCAACUGUUGGCACUUUCAGUAUGAAUUCAAGGCUCUUGUUGGUUGUCAAGUAGUCUUUUGUGUUGUGUUUGUUAGCCCUGUUCGCUUCAUUAGAAAAUGACUGUGGUUUUAAUUUAGCAGCCUUGUUUGGUAUCUCCAUACAGAGUCCAAAGUGGCCCACAGAUAUACAGAAUCACAUAGAAAAAUAGGAAAGAUAUUUGCCGAUAUCUGACUCCCUUUUGGCUGUUGGUAUACAAGCCUGAUUUUUACCAAUAUUUCCAAACUCACUUUAGCUACUUUACUGAUGCCCAACAUGCUGAUAUUUUCAAAUUCAUUAUGACUGAUACUGAAACCAGAUUCUUGCCAAUAUCAUAUACCAAUAUCUUCAAACUUGGUUUGGCUAAUACUAAUACAAGCUUGAUCUCUCCCAAUGUUACAUAUACCAAAAUAUUCAAACUCAUAUUGACAGAAACCGAUAUUUUCAGACUUCUUUUGGCCGAUACCAAUACUAGCUAGAUUCUUGUUGAUAACAGAUAUGCCAAUAUAUCCUAGCUCAUUUCAGCUGUUACCAAUACCAGCUACAUUGUAUCUGAUAUCAGACAUGUCAAUAUCUUGAAACUCAUUUUGGUCAAUUUUAACCAGCUGAAAUUUUGCUUUUACUGUAAAAUGCCGAUAUCUUCAAACUUGUUUUGGCCGAUACAGAUACUAGCUAGAUACUUGUUGAUAUCAGACAUGCCAAUAUCUCCUAGCUUAUUUCAGCUGUUACCAAUACCAGCUACAUUUUUUCUAAUAUCAGACACGCCAAUAUCUUAAACUAAUUUUGGCCGAUAUUAAUACCAGCUGAAAAUUUGCUGUUACCGUAUAAUGCUGAUAUUUUCAAACUUGUUUUGGCCAAUCCGGAUACUAGCUCGAUUCUAGAUAUCUCAGCUCUUACCAGUACCAGCUACACUUUGUUUCCUGAAAUCAGACGUCAAUAUCUUAAAACUCAUUUUGGCUGGUUUUAGCCAGUUGAAAUUUUGCUUUUACCAUAAAAUGCCGAUAUUUUCAAACUUGUUUUGGCCGAUACAGAUACUAGCUGGAUAGUUGUUGAUAUCAGACAUGCCAGUAUCUUUAAACUAAUUUUGGCCGAUAUUAAUACCAGCUUGAUUUUUGCUGUAACCUAAAAUGCCGAUAUUUUCAGGCUCAUUUUGGCAUAAAUUCUUGUAUUUGUUAUAAUGACGAUUAUUAAGCUGCAUGAUUGAAUUGGGAGUGUUUUCCUCUCUUGACAUCAGCUGUGCUUCACCAGCGUUUGCAAACAGCUUCUUUACUGCCUGUUUGAAGCUCAUCGUUGGUGCAUGUAAGCUUGUAUAUAAUUAGUUUGCCAAUUAGUUUUAAAAUACAUUUCUGGUACCACUGUUAUGCAAUACUAAUAACAACUCAAAAAUAAUCAUUUCCUUUAUGUAAAGCGAUUUAUAAAUUCGUUUUCUGAUAAUGUUUAUUUUUAGUGUUGUUCUGCUUUAGUUCACAGUAAAAACUAGGCUGCAGCGUCUAUAAAAAGUGUCCCAAAUAACUAUUUUCAGCUCUAAGACAGGAUACGGUUUAAUCAGAGGGGGCAGAUGUUGCAUUGAAGCAUCAGCUCUCUUCGCUGAAAGUUACAUAACACUAAUACUGCGUCGCUGCCAGGGCUCAAAACACUGUAAAAAUCUCUGCAAAUCAACCGGGAGCUUUACGAACCACACAGCCACUCCUCUGCGUCCCUCGCUCUCAGACUCCACCACCUUCCUGGAUCAUUAGCGAGUUGUUCCUGUUUGUGUUUACAGACCUGGCACUUGCCUCUCUUGGUCAUCAUGCCUGAUGAACUGGGUAAUUUACUCUGCUGUAUACCUGCCCGGCCUCAUCCAUCAUGCUCUGAUUGAAGGCGGCUAAGUGUGUGCUUGAGUUUAACUACACUGACCGUAAAGUCUGCAGGCUCGUUCGGUUUCAUUAUGCCCCUCAGUGAUUGAGCCUUUGGUCUUGUUAAACCGCCAGUCUGGACAAAAGUAGGAGGACAUUUUGAGUGAUGGGCUUGGCUUUUGGUGUUGUCUUUGCAUGACGUUUGACCUAUGACCCCCCUCCCUACGCCUACAUAUAUAAACACACAACCGCACCCUGACAACAGCCCUAAGGUCAGUCACUGUUUGUCACUUCAUUUGAUGAAUCAUUUACCCGACGACUCGAUCUGGAACGAAAUAACGGAAACUUGCACUUUGAGACAGACUGCAGUGAUUGGAGCCAAACUCAGCCUGGGCUCUGUAGCUUCUCCGUAUCAUCGCCAUGAACAAUAGUGCUUCUUUUUCACCUACUUCGAGCCUCUUUUCUCCUUAUUGUGCGGGGCUGCCAGGCAGAUAUCUCUCCAUCAAGAUCUAUUGUGCGCUGCGGAGUCAGAGGGGAGGGGGAGCAUGCGAAUGUGUCAUCUCUGACUGUGCCGUUUUUAUGCGACGCAUGCUAUUUCAGUUCGCUCUGGAGGAUUCUGCUGCUGCGUAGUGAGGAAGCUGGCUACCUGCCCGACUCUGACUGCGCUGAGGUCAUUACAGUUUUAUACUGGGAAGAGGGCGUGCGGCAGAGAGAAGGAGAGAGAGAGAGGGAGAGAGGGAGAGAGGUGGGGGGAAGGCAGCUAGACUCAUUUUGUACUUGCGAAAAAAGUCAAACUUGAAGCACUUUCACAUGCAGUUUGUUAAAGCUGAGGGCGACUAAUUUCCGAGUGAGUCAGUGUUUUAUUUGUUUGCGUCUGGAUCUGAUCAAAUAUAAAGGUUUAAUGCACGCAGUAUAAACUUUACGCUUUGUUUACAUGGAGGGAGGUAACACAAAUGAGUUAACUGGAGUCAGAUGCGAUAACUUACAGUAUGUUUUACAUUCGUCUUGCUUCCCAUGCCUGAGGAAAUGCCUACGUGAAUUAUUUGUGGCCCCUGUAAUCCACCCACCUUUAUCCCAGGCUGCAUAGGAGGCCGGCGGGGAAUUAUGGGAGGCUAACAUGGCAUUUGGUCUUCAGCACGACUCUGCAAAAGUGAGAGUCUCUCAGGUUAGGAAAAGUGAGAAAUUACUGAAUUAUUAGCAUGUUUUUUAUACGUCUGUAAGGCACGAACUUUGAAGGCAAAAGAUAGCAUAUCAUGUUAUGCGCUUUACUAAGAGUAAAAGUAGAGAUUCACAACAUGUUAAACUUACUUAUAUAUGUGUGUUUUGUACAUUUCUUAAUCUCAAAUGUCCAGUUUAGGCAUAUUUGAGCGUAAGAGAGGCAGAGAUUUGGUGAGCAAAGAUGCACUUUUUUAUAACACUAGAAAAAAAAGGUGCACUUCUGACUCUUUUAAGGUUUUCUCUCUUUUUUUAAAACUGUAAUACUGAGCACUUUACACAAACAAGGUCAUCUAAGUAUCUCGACUCAGCAGAAAAAUGUCUGAAGGGAGACGAUCAAAACAUGUUAUUGGCUAAGAUAUUUGAUGACUAGACACCGUUCUGAUAAGAAUUAUUGUGUUACAUUUCCAGGACUUUAUUUUUCCUCUCUGUGUAGUUCAGGCACACAUUUUUUGACUUCAAGAGAGGGGUAUUAUGCAUUUUUUUCAGACUCUUUAUUUCCUUUCUGGUCGCUCUUUGUCUUUAAUAGCUUUACAUGAUUUUUCAGAUAAAAAAAGCCUAAAAUUUCUCACAGUGGGAUUUUAAAAUAUUAUUUAAGUCACUGUCUGUGGAGUCUAGAGUCUAUAAUAGAGAGUCUAGUUCGUAGGAAAGCAGGAUGUUAUUGGCCUGAUAUCGGUAUAAUAUUGGUAUUGGCAUGAUCUCAAUAUCAGCAUCAUAUCGGAAUCAGCAGAUUACAGUGCAAAAAGUUUCUGCUGAUGAAAUUAUUGGCAAAAAAGACGUAUUUACAUUAACAAAGAAAACGUUUGGCAUUCAUUGGCAUUUAUAUUUACAUCAGCCAAAACAAGCUUAAAAAUAUCGGCAUAUUGUCCUCAGUUUUAAGCAACUUUGGCAGUUGUUUAAUUAGACAAAACUUAAUUAUUGUAAUAAUGAACCAGGAUAAAAUCAUCCCGUUAUCGGCCUGUGCAUCUCCGGAGAAAAGCUCUUUUGUUUUACUUUAAAAACAAAAUCUUUUUAAGUGAAAUCAGACAGACUGCUGUUAAAAUUCAGAACAUUAGUUAAUAUUUAAUUUGCCCCAAAGCUGCCAAACUCUUGAACACUCAAACACGUGUGAAGGAUGUAUCGCUCCAAAAAUGACUGAUCUAUCAUUUUUCCAUCUGUUGAUGUUGGAAAGCGUCGAGCCUUACGCCGAACUCCCCCGCCGAGCGCUGUUUUGUCUGAGACAAUUACAGGAUCGACCUCGCCUGCAAAGAAAGCAGCGAGGUCUUUGAACUCGGAGGAGAAUUCACGCUGAGGAUGUUCUGGUUAAUCUUUGAUAUGAAAGCUAAUGCGGCGUCUACGUCUUCAGGCUCUGAUUUCUUUCUUAUUAUCAGAGUAUGUUUAACUUUGAACUCUGAAACAAGAGACUCGAUUUGACCUGAAGUCUGAAAAAGGGACUUUCAUGGAUUGUAGCUCCUCAUUACAGUCAGUUUUGCAAUGCAGUUUAUCAUGUGCCAGCUGUUUUGGACCAAUACCCCCAAACAUGGAGAGAUCCCUAAACCCUACCCAAUAUUGACACAGCCAGUCUACGCGGCCUCUACCAUCCCAUCCAACAACAAUAUAUCACUGCUGCUCCCAGGAAGGGGGUCCACUCUCUGUUUUCCUUCUGCGCAACAACAGCCGAGCACCUGUCACCCAAUCGCUCAGAUCAGCGCUUGUUUUGGUCACCGUGGAGGAAAAUAACCAGUUCGACAGGAUGUAUUCACUCAUGCGAAGUAUUAACACUCCAAAUUUCAGUCACAUUGCGUCCUUCUUGGAAACAGGUUGGGCUCCCCGCGCUCCUGAACAUGUUCAUCGGCGUAACAUUUAGCUAUAAAAGUUAUACUGUAUGUUUUAUUACUGUUAUUGUUCGAGUCCUGGACCACAUUGUUCGAAGCAGUCAAACCGGUUUUUGAUAAUAAUCGCGUCGGAGACAGUUUCACCGCAGCUUGAAUGCGUCCCUCUUGGUGGGUGUUCUCACAUUGCUAAAGUUUCCAGACAUCCUCUCUGGUUUCACGUGGUUGUUGCAAGAACCUCAUCCAUCAUCAGCUGGCACACCUGUCCACCUCUCAUCACCCAGAGUCCUGCCCUGUUACCGCACAGAGCCACACCUUUGAUUGUGACAAGCUAAUGAGUUCCCAUCGUCAGGCUGGAGUCAGCCGCACUGAUUUAACGUGAAAAUCAGAGUUUUUAUUUCCCUCGGUGGAGUUUUACUCACCUCCUCUGGUUAAGUUAUUUGUGAGGCAAGGCUUAAAGGAGAGAAACUUUGAAUGGCUCGCAAGUAUUCAGCCUCUCCUUUUUUUCCCAAAAAACAUUUCUUAUUCCUCCCACUUCAGGGAUUUCCAAGGUAGCACAUUCUGGGGGCCUUUUAAGGCGCGCUGAGAGGCAGUUUUGCAGAUGAUUUCUGCUAAAGCACUCCAGCGAUUUCUUUUUUGUUUGCACUUCGGUGAAGUUUAAACUUGAAAGAGACGCAUGAAAAAGAGAAAAGCUGUACAUGGUGCAGCAGAGACUGAGAUAUCCUUAUUUUUGAAGACUUUAAGUUCCAGCCGUGAUAACCCUGAUGACAUCAACAGUUAUCUCUUCAGACUUUGGAAAGGCUCUGUUUACAGCCACUGAAAACCAGAUACAGAUGUUCCCAAAGGGAGUAAACUGCACUUUGUUUAGGUCCCUGUAAAAGUGGAGUGUUUUUCUCUUCUUGUUUUUUAUCAGAGUUUAUUAUCAUUUAGUCAAAACCCGUAAAUCUUUAGGUCUUAAUAGCAAAAUGAUGCAGAGGAACAUCUGAGCACUUUGCAAAUCUGCACAGAGGAGUUGAACCCUGUUGACUCUAAACCAUGUAGGAAACAAUGUAAACGUCCAUCAGAGGUCAAAGGUUAAAUACUGAGUAGAAGUGACAAUGGCAGCUCUGUUAGGGGGUUAAAACAUCCUCCUGUGUUUACGAUGUGGCAAAGACUGAAUAAGGACUGAGUUAUCGACAUAAUCAUCCAUCCAUCAUCUGUGCUUGUUUACAUCAGAGUAGUGGAGAUUUAUAGCAGAGCAAGAGGGGAGAACCCACGCUCAGCCACAGCUUUAAAAGGGAUAUUCCGGUGUAACACAGAGUUAGACACCCCCUUGAACAAUGAAUGUUGCUGACCGCUUGCUUCUCUAGUUAAACCAACUUUAAACCAACUUAAACCAACCUCAACCAAAACACCACUCUGUUGUCACAAAUAAUGCUCAGAACAGCACCUAACUUCAUCAUAACUUCAUGGAAAGGCAAUCAGGUGAUGGUAAUGAUCAUAAAUGUUCUUCCUUGAGCUGCGUCACCCCGCUGAAGUCCGCAAUGGACUGGCCUGAGGUCUCGCUACAAACAAGUGGCUGCUGGAAGAGAGUAGGUGAGUCAUGUUUAGUAAUAAUAAUAAUAAUACAAUUUAUUUGUGGGCGCCUUUCAGGGCACUCAAGGACACUUUACAGAGCAACUAAAAGACACAUCACUAGAAUAGUAAAAUCAAUUAAAAAACACAUCAACACAACAAAGUAUUAAAUAAAAGUUGUAAGUCCGGACUCUGCAGCAGAACAUCAGAUGUUACUCUGAGUAGGCCUGUCUGAAAUAAUUUUGAGAUGGGAUUUGAAGAUGGAGAGUGAGUCAAUGUUCCUAAUGUCGGGGGGAGGGGGUUCCAAAGGCUGAAGGCUCUGGAUCCCAGGGUGGACAGACGGGCUGGAGGCAUAAUGAGGCUGGCGGAGGAGGCAGACCUGAGAGUCCGGGUGGGAGUGUUGAUGUGGAGGAGUUCAGAGAGGUAUGGAGGAGCGAGGUUGUGGAUGGCCUUGAAUGUGUGGAGCAGAAUUUUGUAGUCCAAGCGGUAUUUGAUGGAAAGCCAGUGAAGUUGGCGGAGAACAGGUGUGACGUGACUGAUAGAUGGUGUUCUGGUCAGAUAGAGACAUUAUUCUCUUUGCUGAAGAAAUUAGGCAAAGUUAAAAAGAUGUUUGGUGGCUAGUACUAUGACUGGAACCCUAUAUGUCCUGUUGAUGAAGUUAGGUGCUGUUCUGAGCAUUAUUUGUGGUGUUUUGAUUGAGGUUUGUUUAUGGCUCCUCAGACCGCUGUGUAUUGCUAUCGUGCGGUCAUUACUCAGGUUGGUAUAACUAGAGAAGCAAGGGGUUGGCAACAUUUGUCGUUCAAGGAGGUGUCUAACUCGGUGUUAUGGUGUGUUUAACCCUAAAUUAAUUUUAUGCUGGAAUAUCCCUUCAAUAGUGAUGCGGCUGUGUUCAGUACCAGACUGAAAAUACUGAUAGAAAUGGGAAUAAUCAACCUCAUAUGACGGCAUCAAGUCUCCUUCUCCCGUCCUCAGACGCUGACACAUUUACUAGUUUUCAACAUCACAUCUGUGGUUUUUCAGCUCACGUUGACCACGCUUGGGUCAUAGAAUAAAAACACAGGCCUGCUGGUGUGCAGCUGGUCAUUCAAGUCCAGGCUUUGGCCUGUUUACAGUCCAGUGAGUCCUCAUUGUUUUCCUGCUUGGUAUGCUCACAGAAACAGGUGGUUUUUCUCCCAAGCGUGUACUAGAAAGACAAAGAGAGGGGGGCUGCCGCGAUCACCCCUCUGUCCACUAUGUGACAAAUUCAUGUCGGGAAACCAGUUCAGGAGGAGUCACAUGGACUAUUGUGGGUCUGGUAAUCCUUCGAGGAUUGCUGGUUUCCUUGUGAAUGAAGAGUCACACAUCUUCCUGUUUGAGGACGUUUCAGGUCAGCAGUGCUGUGAAUGCUGAGAGAUACGUAUCUGCAGCUGUUGUUCCUUUGUAAUGGAAUCAGAGUUUGAAAGGGUGUUAUCAUGUAGGUCACCUAUAUUAUGUGUGCGUUUGAGAUUUAAUCUGUUUUCUUUAUACGUACGUGUGAGUGGUUUGGGUGUGCCACAGGGUUUGGUUCCUGUCUUCCUCUGCCCUGCUUUGUUUUUUGUUCUUUGUGCGACACUGUGGGCUCCUCAGUUACACAAAUUUUUAUCUGGCAUUUAGAAGCCAACAGGGCGUGUUAAGUCGAGUGUGUUUGUUAUUGAAUCACAUGUUUGUGACUCAGACAUCUGAGGCCGACUCUCUCCGGGAUGACCUUUGAACCGUUUAAGCGCGGGGGCCGUUAGUGGACUUUCGCAGCCAUGUGAAAACAGACUCAGCGGGUCACUUUUGUUCACCCCUGAGGUUUAAGGUGAACAAAGUUUUGGCUUUACUGCCAAAUCAAAGAAGCGCGUCGCCGGCAUCAAAGCUGUCUCGGAGAAAGUCAAAUCAAAGACGGAUGGUUCGGUAAGAUUUCACCGUUGACACUUCAAAGACUCUCCAGCUGGUGUUUCCAGAAAGUUUGCUGGGAUUUCACGCUUGUUUUUUUACUUUAAUCAUCCAGCCAACAUGUUUUACAGGAGUCAUUUGAUACAUGAUCCUUAACUGAGGUUUUUAUUUCAUCUGCCCCGAUGUUGUACUCUGUGCAGCUUCUUCUGACGAGAACUGAGGCUUUAGUUUUCUCACUAAAGUUUAGUAUAGAAGUUUAGCAUUAAACACAAAACUUGUUACUGUUACUUCUUACUUUCUAAUAAAUAAGACUUUCUGAUAUUUUACCUCAUAAACAGCAGGUAUUGUCUUUAUUAUGCAGAGUGUGGUUGCACAUGAGUCCAAGACAUAUUUCCCGAAGAGGACAGUACAGAGUAUUGUGUAGACUAGAGAUAGACAGAUUAAUAGGUCAGCUGAUUAUAUGGGCCAAUUAUUGGGCAUGAUAAAAAAAAUAUAUAUAUUGGAUUGUAUCGGCCUGCAUCUAAAAUCUGCAAUAUCAGCACUCUGAUACGAACAAUCCACUCCAGACUCCACUCCAGCACUUCUAUCCAGCAGCACCCGGAUCUAGCAUGCAGAGGUGACGUAAUUAUGACAUUUACUAAGGUACUAACAAAUUAGCAAGAAGUAGGGGUGAUGUUGGCGGUGUGACAGUGUUUUUCGUUAAAGUCCGAAAAAGACGUUACAGACGGGUGGAAAACUUGUCAUGCACAAAUUUCUGUUAAUAUCGGGAUCGGCAAUUACUAAAGGCUACAAUAUCGGCUUCGUAUUGGAAUUAAAGAAGUUGUAUCAGGACACUCCUAGAUGUGCUGUUAUCGCUGUUUCUACUGUAUCAUAUUAAUCGUCCCGUGUUGUUUCAUAUCGUACCGUAUUGCAUCUUACCGUAUCGUGUUGCACUGUAUCAUAUUGACCUUAUUGCAUCGUGGCGCAUUGUACUGACCUUAUCGCACCACACUGUAUCAAAUCAUAUCACACUGCGCUGCACUGUAUCAUAUCAUGUUGUGUCGUACAGUAUUGUGUGAUAUUGUGUCUUAUUGUGUUGUAUCGUAUCAUACUGUAUUGUGUUGUAUCGUAUCAUACUGUAUUGUGUUGUAUCGUAUCAUACUGUAUCGUAUCGAAUCAUGUUGUGUCCUAUCGUAUCAUGUCAUAAUGUGUUAUAUUGUAUCCUAAUAUACUGUAUCAUAUUAAUCGUACUGUAUUGUAUUGUAUUGACCGUAUUACACUGUGUCGUAUCGUAUCGCACCGUAUCGUGUCCUGUUGUAUCGUAGUGAUUUUUUGUAUUCUAUUUAAAGUUGUUCGACGGCUGAGUCAGCAUUAAUGACAGCAUUAACAAAGGAGUUAAAGGGGCAAAAUGGCGCCACCGUCAGAACCUGCAGGCUCUUAGCUUACCUGCUGUGCCGUCUGUGUAGAUGCAAAGCUGUAACACAUACAAAGGAGCACCAAGACUACGCUGUUGUGAAUUCAAUGUUAAAAUAGAUAUUAGUGGAUCUAUGUAAACCAGACGACUCUCAGUCAGUUUUUGAAGUUGCGUGAAUUCAGAUGAAUUCUGCACAUCUGGAUUUUCACGUCAGCCGUGGAAACGUCUCCUGCACAGUCUCGGUCUCUCUCUGCCGUUGUUCUGCGUGCCUCAGCUUUGCUUUGCUUUUGGUCUGAACCUGCUUUAGAGCUUAUUUGACUUUAAUGAUUUAAACUUAGCUGCCCAAAUUAGAUUACUCCGUGCACGCUGAUCAGCUCUGCAUGAGUGAGCUGAGCUGCUGAAAUGUGAUCAAACUCGGUGUGCUUGGUUGGACAUUCCUUGAGAGUCACUUCAGGAGAACUUACUCACACAGGGAGUACGUCUGCUUCACACACACGGCACUUACCAAAUCACAGUGGGUGGAGGUAAAUAAAUAAAGCUCAAUUCAAUUACAUUAACAAUGUGCUAUAGGCGGGCUGCAGCUCCGCUCUUUAUCUCUGAGCCGCUUUGAGGUUCUGCGGCUCGUCGGCUGUUGUGGUUGUCGUCAUUAUCGGGGGGUUAAAGCGGCUCUGUUUGUUUGUCGGCUUGUGCGCUCUCUUUUUGUUGGUGCCAUUAAAGUUAACACCAUGGCGCUUUAUUAGCUCGUCUUGUCAUUGAAGGCUUGAGGUCUUUAUAGCCGGAUUGUGGGUCUGACUUCAGUGGAGAGGCUGCUGAUAAAAAAAAAAAAAAAAGGCCAGGCGGCUGCUGAGAAGUUGACACAGCGCAGAAAAAGGUCACUUAUCUUCUAAUCAGACUGAGAGGCCUCCUGCCGGUUUGAACAAAGUUUGCCCGUGUGUGUGUUGCCUGCUUUUGUCGAGCCUGCAGAUUGUCACACCGGGAGAGACUUAUCUCGGUGGUGAUUUGGCGCAUCUCGUAUCUCAGAGGUCUUGUUUAGAGCAAAUUGCCUGCACUCCUGACCCCUUUUCUCUUUGAAAAACAGCCACCAAUAUUCUCAGUAAACUAUCCCAGCCGUACAAAAUCAGCAUCCCUGCUUGAGAGGAUCCUUUUCUCCCACUCUCCGUCUUUUGGAGCGCCAUCUCCGGCUUUGUUUUGUCAUCCAGCAGCUAUUGGACGCUUAAUUCAACCAGUUGGCUGAGUUCCUGCUCUCGCUAGCAGACGUGAAUGCUGUCUAUUUGUCAGAGACUGAUGGGGCGGAUUUCAGCGAUUAAUUAGACAUGUAGUCUCAUGUGCACACACACACAGACACACACACAGAGCAGAGUACAAUCCCUCCACUGUGGGCGUAAUGAGGGCUUGGGUACACUUCAUGCAGGACACAGUGAAAGAACGUCUGUCGCUGUGCUGGCAUGACCGAGAGUGAAUCCAACGCGGUGACACCCUCCAUCGAGUCUUUGAGGGCGGGUUUCUCUUCACCGCCUCCAUCUGUGCUGUCCCUUUCUGUGAGAGAAAUCCCCUCCGGCAUUGUCGCUCCACAUGGGAAAUGUUUCCUUUACUCAAGAUAAUAUUCGUACACGGACAGGAGGGGCUUUUUUUCUCCCAAAACAAACCCUCUGGGGAUUUGUUUGAGCUUAUUUUUUAAUCAGGAAAACAUGUCAGUUAUCUCUUCUGUUUGGUCUUAAGCCAAGCUUCUCUUUUUGGAGGACAGCAUGGCAGCCCACCCAGCAGCUGAUUGAGCACUUUGUCCAAGUAUGAUGCUUAAUAAGAGGCCAGCUCGGGCGGAAAACCAGCAAAAUCGUCCUCUGCUUCCUGAUAUCUGGAAUUGGAGUGAUUUCCAGUCACGUAAUACUCGAGUAACUGGGUCUCCUGGAGCUUGUGCAACACAUGUGGCAGGAGCAACAGGAGAUUGAUUUUGGAGUCGGACAGAUGAAGCUGCUGCUGUGGCAGGAGGUCGGUUUGCUCGUGUUUUUUGGCGGGAUAAAGGUGUGGUGUUUGCCCUCCUGAGCGCCUGCCACACAGCCCAGAGGGCCGGCUCAGGCAUGCUGGUUUUAUUUGCUCACAUAGAAACACGCUGGCCUUAAUCCUCCUGUGGUUUUGUUGCUGCCUGUGCGGCAUUGGGGCCCUGCAGGCUGAUACAGUGCAGUUUACACACUCAUCAUAUACAGACGGUCUGUACUGCUUUGGCUGCAGUCCUGCUGAUGUAGGUAUAUUCCUUUAACCAUGACUGUUUGAACUUGUUUUACACGGUCAUGAUGAGAGUUUUAUCUUCUGCAGAAAAGCACUUAACAUUUUUUUGGACACCUCAACUCAGUUCAAGUCUGAACGGUUGCAUAUUUAGUCUUUCUUUAAGUUUAACGUUUGUUCUCCUAAGCCUAACUCAGUGUUGGAUAUCGUUCGAUGAGGAGUAACAGUAUCAGGACAACUCAUAAGAGAUAUGAUGCUAAAUUUGGUGCUAGCAACAGGUUUUUAAAAAAGUAGAACAAGGACAACAACAAAACACUGAAAAUGUAUUAAGCUGCAAAAAAUACCUCAAAUGCAGCAGGAUUAGCUGCUUUUCUGGGUAUGAAAAAGUUCGCUUAAAAAGUACAGAUAGCAGGGUGACCUUAUUCUGAAUCCCCCAAAAGAGGACCCGACAAUGUGGGGGCGGAGUCAUGGAGUUGAGAGUUUUUCGGUUUGGGUCAAGUGUUUUUUAUGCACUUCUAACUCAGUACGUCCAUGCAACACAAACGCAAAACUUCCAUACAAAACAGCAGACAAUUGAAGGAUUUUAUAAACUCCCCCAGACGAGGCCAGACAAGGCUGGACAGCCCCCCAAAAAAGAGGACAUGUCCGGGUAAAAGAGGACGUAUGGUCACCCUAUCAUAUCCACAGAACCACAGCAGUUUUUGUUCCUGGAUGUUAAAAUCCAAAAAUGUGAAGAUUUCAUCAUCUUUAAAUCAGAUGAUUAUUAAAUAAUCUGGAGAAAUCGUCACAUGGUUGAAAACAAAAAGUGCACAGUCAUGAUCUUCAGGCAUGACUACUCGGAUGUAAACAAGCACGGAUGAUGGAUGGAUGAUGUCGAUAAUUCAGUCUAGGGCUGGGUGAUCUGGCCUCGAAUCAAUAUCACGAUACAUUGAGCAGUACUCAAUAACGAUAAAUGGACGAUAACUACUCCACAAGCUGCUCACCCCCUCCCAAAUUAAUGUCGUCUACUUCAGCCGCUACAACUUUUGAACCUUCCUCCAUCUCCUCACCUGUCUUUCCCUCUUUGUUACGGACUGAAUGGGGUGGAGUCACGUCUCUGACAUAGGACAUCAUCUUAAAGGGACAUGAGACCAUAGCCUACAUACACACAUCCAAAACCAACUUUUAUUUAUUUAUUUAUUUGACACCGAAUAUACCGAUAUGGGCAAAGUGACGUUGGUUUAUCGCCCAGCCUUAAACCAUAUAAACUUGAUCAUUCUUCUACCUCCGCUGUGUAGAGGACUGCUUGGCUUGUCAAAGAUCUUGUCCAUAGUAGAAUAGAUGGAUACAUAAUAAGGUUUACUGAUUAGAAAACCAUCUUAAUGUGUUUUCAAACUUAAUUUUAAAUUGGACUUGUACAUCGGUCAGUCUCCUGCAGCGACCAUGUUUACAGGGCCGCCUCCUACAUGAUAUAGACUUUCCUCUUACAUAAGACUCAAUUAAUUGAGCUGUUUCAGGAAUUUCUCACACUACCCAGAACAAAACUUUGUAACGCUGUAGGGCGCUGAUUUUAACUCCGCGUGUCAUGUGAGGACACGUCUAUUGACUCUAAAAAUGCUGCUAAUCAAGUCACUUCAACAGUCCCCGAGGAGGUUUCAUUAAAAUGAAAUAAGGUUGUGUUAACAUUCAACCUUUUCUCAGCAAAACCAGUCUGUGAACCCUGAAGGCCUAAUAAACAUGUUUCAGAGCUUUUUCUGAACUAGUUUUAAGAUUUUGACCCCGAGAAACCCCAACUGGAGGAGUUUGUUUUCAGCUUUCAGCCACAACUUAGACGGAAUAAAACGAGAGUUCAACACAGACGGCCGCCCAAAGGCUCAUGGUCAAAAACUUUACGUAUUACAUAGGAGGCCCCCUUUGGCGUAGACAAAGUUUUAUUACAAUACUGUUUGUCAGACAGCUGCAGAAAAGUCUGAGAAUAAAACUUAUACAGUCUCAUAAACAGGCGAACUUCCGGUACCACAGACCCACUCCAAGCAGCUUAAAUUUGUUUGGUCCACAUUGAGAUUUUGCAUGAAGAGAAAUCCAGUAUCCAUUGCUCUGUUGAGGAGUGUUUCACCCACAGUGGAGAGAUUGUAUUUUCACACCGCCUCUCUGACCCACAGUGCUGAAGUCGUCAAGUCAGAUCCAUGUAAUGAUUUCAAUCCUACAUCUUUUUUUUCUUUUUUCCAUAUAUUUCCAGACAGACAACUUAUCACAUGCUGUUAUGUGGUGUGAAUGUUUUUAUUGCAGACACGAGCGCCUCAGGCACAAUGCUGGGAAGCAGGGAGGGAGUGUGCGAGAGAGAGAGAGAGAGAGAGAGAGUAUGAGGCAGAGGCGUGGAGUGCUAAAAGGAUAGACUGUGAUGUAAGAAGACGCCAUACGGUCGAAACAAGUUUGAAAUGUCAUGAAAUUAGAAAAAAAAUUGCUCGUCCCUUCGUUGAACUUCUAAAAUGAUGAAGUGAUUUGUCAGGUUUACGUGUUCAGGCACAUCACCAACGAUCCCCACAGACGUGAAGGGGCUUGGUGUCGCACCAUGACCCGUGCAUCUGCAGUUUUACAGUCUCCUCUGUAACUCUUACAUCCUUGAAAUGCGAUAAAUCAGCACCAGGUGUGUUUUUUAACAAUCCCAGAACACAUUAGCUGUCAUCUAAAGGGGAAAAAAAGUCUCGGAAAAUGUUUUUUGUAUCACCCUGAAGGGAUGAUGCACAUCAGUUUCUGGAGAGUCUCAGACUACGUUUACACGUGUCCGGCUAUUUUUAUAAAGGGAUAUUUCACCCUCUCCAUUUACAAAAAUAAACUGCGUGCACACCACUACGUUUUCAGAAAAGUUUUCGUUUACACUAACCUGUGUAUAUAUGCUGUCAAGAGCAUGCCAAACCUUUAGGUGGCAGUGUAGCGAGAAACUCAAGCCCAUGUUAGCCAAUCAGAAUCCCACACAGCAGCAACAACAACACUUCUUCUUUCCUGCGCACAAUCUGCCGUUGGCUACCCAAAUCUCAGUUUUUCUCUGUUUACGUGCAAACGGUGUUUUCUGAAAUCUCCACUCUGGCUGGAGUUCUCAACAAGCAUCAUUUUCAGGGGCGAAUUCUCGAUUUGCGAAGGGUGCUAACGAUGGUUAAUGUCUCAGUUUUUAGAAAUAACCCGGGGGCUCAAUUUCGCUGUAAACAGUACAGAGUCUUUUUCACUCUGGUUAACUUUAGCUGUAUAAGCCCAGAAAACAAACUGAUCCAGUUGCAGGUAAUGGGUCUUAAAUUUGCAGGAAUAACGGCCUCAUUUUGCCGAUUUUAAAAAAGAAACAAGCUUUUCCAGGUUUAAAGGUUAAAUUGUUAAAUCUGAUGCAUUUCGAAGAGUGGGGAAAUUUAACUCCUGAUAAAUGGACGCCUACCUUUACUCCGAUGUAGACUUUUGCACACAGAUAUAAAUAAAUAAUCGUCACAUUAAUACAGAUUGACAGAAGUAUGUCGCUACCCUCUGAAUGAACCUGCAUGUACAUGAAUACUCUGUACUGCUUGGACUGUAAAUGCUCCACAAAACAAGACCGGAGCACUUUGCAUAUUCAAAAUCUAGACAUCCAAGCAUAGAUUCUGCAUGUUUACAACAAAUCUGUGAGUAUAGUUUGAUUUUUACUGACUUAAAUGCUGAAUAAAGCUGCUGGUGACAGCUGUAGAAGUCUGCGGAUGUUUAAAGGCGUUUCGGUCUAAAAAUACAACAAGCUUAUCUCGCUCUUUGUUCGUCUCUUAGAGCAUUUGUUUUCUUAAUUUGCCUCUUGGCAGCAGCAGCAGGUCGAAAAAGAGGAGGAGCUCGAGCGACCUUUGCAGUUUCCGGUUACAGAUACUGAGCGCUUCAGGUGUGUUUACAUACGUUGGAUCUGUCUCACAGAUCUGCGUGAAACAGGCGUGUUCCUAUCCUCAAGCUUUACCCCCUCACGUAUCAGGAUAUUUCUGCCGUUUGUCACACAGGGUUAGCCUGUGAGUCGUGUGGCAAGAUAUGGAGUCUGACGGGAAAUACCGGUUUAUACAGUGGAGUGGAAGAACGGGGAUGGUUUACUGCGUGGUGUUCUGUGUCGCUAUCAGGUUUGGUAAUCACGUCAGAUGCGAUCCUGUGCGGCUGUAUCAGCCCCAGUCUCUGACCUCCUGCUGAGUCACCCUCCUGGUGUGUUAUCCUAGGCGAGUUGAGUUUGUGUACUUGUUUUUUUUUGUCUGUACGCGGUGACUCAAGGUCAGUAAGGAGACGUUGGACUGGAGGGAACUUUGAAGCAAACAGACACACACUGGAGUUAGAGGGAGGUUUAGCUAAUGAGCUCACUCCAGCUGUGGCGUGAGGCAGAAAAGCACUCAUACAUAAUUGAUGAGGCUCCUAAUUCUGUCAUUUUUCAUACGUUUGAUGAUCUUUCAUAAUAAAUUCUUUGUUUUUUUUCAGCCUUUUACAACAGUUUUUGUCAGAAAGGUGGCUUUAAAUUUCUGUAUUAUGAUGGCAAACGUACAAACACAUGAUUAACCUGAGUAUGUGUUGUUCUGCGGAGUUGAGUUCGGUUGAAUCACCUCCCAAGAUAUCAAAAGUGCUUAAUCAGCAUAUUGUGCAACAGAGCAGGUGGCAGGAUAUCAGUCAGUUUUGAUUUUCAUAUUUUUAUGAUCUUGGGGGGCCAUGACCGUCUGAUUUAUCACUGCACACAGUGAUUGAUAGGGUCAUCCUGAUAGGAUAUUGAUACCGAAUAUCAGUCCGAUAUCAGCCAAAAAACAAAUAUCGGAUUAUAUCAGCGCUUCGAUACAAGCAGUCCAUUUCAGACUCCACUCUGGCACCUCUAGCUAGCAGCCCCCAGAUCCAGCAUAUAGAAUAACCUUAAUCAGAACAUAGUGUGUACAAAGUAUGUAAUCUGGAUACAACAUUACAUUUUAUAUUAGGCACUUUUCAUUACACUUUAACGACUCACCAUAAUGCAGAAUCAACCCUUUCUCUCUCCAGUGAACUCUGUUUCUGGCUCGUUUUUGCGAGGGCUAGCUUGUGUUGCUGAUGCAGGAAAAUGACAUGCCGAAGAGUCAAGCGUCAAGAGUCAAGUCAAAGUGAGGCGAUGGCGGAAGUGAUGAUCUUUCAAAAUAAGAUACUGGGAGGACAGAUGAAAAGAAAAAACGUAUUUAAUCAUUGUUUUUUUUUUUUUUUUGCGGCCAAACGGCAAAACUUGUCCUGCACAAGUUUGUGCCAGUAUCGGAUCAAAAUCAGCAUUGGCCAAUACUGAAGGCUACAAUAUCUGUACCGUAUCAGAAGUAAAAAAGUUGUAUCGGGACAUAAAUUGAAUAAAUGUGGAAGAAAUUAAUAAUUAUAGACAUGAAAUGUAUUCUUCAAAGUUACAAACACCACCACACAUAUUAAGAGUGAAUAUUUAACAUUUGCUGCUCAUUUUUUUUCCAAAAAAAAUCGUUAAUGUUGUUUCCAUUUUUUCAGAAUCAAAAAUUUUGGUCUGUUUGCAGGUUAAAAAUCAAAAAAUAACAAAAAAUACUGGUAGUUUUGUUGCCCUUGUAAAGAAUUUGAUAUCAUUUGACUUUUAAUGGUUUCUUAUCGUAAUUUAACAUUCAACAUACAUGAUCAUUUUUAGAUAAUGUUACAGAGAGCUCUUUCCGUGUACACAGCUGAUCCUUUACUCUUUCACUUUUACUCCAUCUAAGAAGUUUCAACAGUAUUUUUUUUUUCAGCGCGAGUAUUUGUACUUAUACAGCUGGGUGAAGAACUUUGUGCCGCCUCUGAAUCAUCAUACAGAGAGAAGAAAAUCAAUCCAGAGAUGAUACACAUCCCACUGAGUUGUCUGAUUGACAAGCAGCUCCUAUCUUGUUAUUUCAGUAUUUUUUUGACACGCUCGGCCUCCUCCCCCCGUGGGAAUCAGAUGUUGGGUCUGAAGGUUACGGGCCUCACGAAGUAGCAGCAAAUGAAGUAUACCGACCUUCUUUGUCAGAACUUUCCAUUCUCAUGCGGCUCUAUUGAUGAAUUGAUUAGCAAUGUCAUAGAUGGCGUUGGCGAGCUCGUAUAUAUGCAUUUGCAUAUCAAUGUUGCUGACAAUAGGGGUGAACAAUGGAGGGGGCUGAGACUAGUUCAAGGUUAAAGAGAGCCAAGGUUUUUCUUACUGCUCAGUGAAGAUUCUCUGUGUUGAACCAUGUGUCUUCAAAACAGCACAUGAUGUAGAGAUAAAUAUAGCGAGUUUGAUGCAAAAUGCAUAGACUGAGUAUUCAAAGUUAAUGCUGUUUUCUUCAGAGGGAAUCUGCACAAGGAAUCAGCCUUUAGAAAAGAAAGUAUCACAGAGUCUUUGGAUCAACAAUGUCAAACUGGUCGGCUGAGUGUUGCUUAUGUAAUGCUAAUGAUAGCAGAGUGGGCUUCUUGUCCUCCUUCUUUGUGCCAGUUUGACCAGACUCAGCCUGUAAACAACUUUAUCUCAAACUACCUCCUGCUACUAUCUAUCAUCUGCGCUUGUUAACAUCUUGGUAGUCAACCGAAUUAUGGCAACAUGGCAGGAGCCACAGACCACCAGCCAGUAAGGAGUUGCUGCACCGCACUUUGGACAUAAGAUAAUAUAAAAACAGAACCGGGGAAGCAAACUUAUCAAAGUUCUUUAAAAAUGAACAUCAGAAUCGAAUGUGACUAACCAUUUUGUUUUGUUAACUAGGAACCUAAUGACUUGUCCUCAGCGGUAACGUCUUUUACGAAAAAUACUGCCACACAGCCGAUAUCACUCCUACGUCUUGCUACCCUGUUAGUACCUUAGUACACACUGUUGUUUUGAUUACAUGGGCUCUGCAUGCUCGAUCCAGGCGCUGCUAGUUAGAAGUGCUGGAGUGGAGUCUGGAAUGGACUGCUUGUAUACCUGAGAUUUUAGAUGCAGGCCAAUAAGAUCUGAUAUUUGUUUUUUGGCUGAUAUUUCACCAAUUUCAAUAUCAUAUUGGGACAUCCCGACUGCAGGGUAAAGAAGUUGAGUUGUGGGAAGCAAACUUUUCAAAGUUCUUUAAAAAUAACCGUCAAAAUGGAAUUGGACUACACCUGUAACCGUUUUUAUUUGUAAACAAGGGACCUAAUGAGGACUUGUCAAAGACAACUGUUGACAUUAAUUGGCACCAUUAGCGCUUCAUGUGGGAACAUUCACAAACAAACUCUGUGUUUACCUUUUACUGGUCGCUAACUUGUCGGUCCUGUUUGUCAUGGGUCACAAAAUUAAUGUUUGAGUUAGUUGAUAAAACUCCUUCCAAGAACACCAAGAAGGCUUUUUUGUGAUUUUUGUAGGGCCACAUAGUAGGGAUACACAGUAGGUGAGACUUCAAAGCUUAAACAGAUCAUUUUAUUCCUCUCUUUCUACUCUGUAAAAUCUGAGAUAGCAUGCCAGACAUUACUUUCAUAAUCACCCUCUACCUGACUCCUUGCAUGGAAGCCUCUUCCUUGUGAAUAAAUUAUAAACUAGACCCUUUUCUGACUCUGCCAUUAAAGAUUCAAAAGCAGUCAAAAAUAAAACCAGAAACUUUGCCUGUUGGUCUAAGUUGACAGCAGCAGAGCUGUGAUUGGUUGAUGGUAUAUUCCCCUGUCGGUCGGCUGGAGGGAGAGAGAGUGUCCGGGGAUGGCUGAGGACAGUGUGGCUCCUGUGAUCCUCGGGAUUACAAGAGUGGGACUGAACUCUGAUGAGCAGGCUGGCUGUUAUGAUGUCAUGCUGCAUGCAUCAGAGCCUGCCAGCGACAUAAGAUGCUCUUAAUCAUUCAUGGCCCCGUCGCCACUUGUCUCAGUUUGAGCCGGAGUCAUGUGGCACUUUGAGUGCUCGGUUACAUAAAGGCAGCGUCACCGGCUGGCACCGUGACUGAGGAGAUGAUUCUCAUCUAGAGCAAACAAGAUCAUACCUAUUAUCUCUUUGGACAUGUUUGGUGUUCCAACAUGAACACGCUCAGCUCCAAGUGUCCUUUUUUUUUUUUCAGGACGUUUAACGGUCGAUAUAUCUCAGCUAAGAUCAACCAGUUUGUCUGUUUUGCUCAGUGAGCCUGUAAACAGAAUGCUGAGAUGGAAAUUUGCCCCCAGCUGAAUUUAGAGUAUGAGUCGUGCAGGUCAUACAGACAAGAGUGACUUCAGCACGACAUGUGAGCAAAACAAGGAGCAGUGAAGGACUUUGUUACUCUUAUUUAUUUAGGAGUAGGUUGGAGAUUUUUCAAAACAUUUAUCGUUUUUUUUCUGUUUUUUGAGGUUAUUACCCAACUUUCUUAUUAAUCACCUCGCUGUACUAAAUACUCCACCAACAGGGGAUUAACUCUGAAUAGUCACGGCGACACCAGAGACAAACAGAUCCCCCAAAUCAUAUCAUAGCAUCUUUGUAAAGGUUGGAAUUUUGUCCUGUUGAUGAUGUAGCAAUAACGCUACUUUCUGAUCACUGCAACAACAACAUCGACAAUAUUUUUAAAACUAUUGUAUUUUAUUUAAGGAGCAAAAAAACUUGAGACUAAUGGUUCACCAGUUACCUGCAGAGUGAAGGUGUCUGAAUACAACCUUUUAACUUCCGAUAUGAUACCGAUAUUGUAGCCUUUAGUAUUGGCCGAUACCGAUAUUGACUCAAAUUUGUGCUUGACAACUUUGCUAGUAAGGGGUGCUGGAGUGGAAUCAAUAUCAAAGCGCUGAUAUCGGAGAUUUUGGAUGCAGGCUGAUAUAAUCCGACAUUCUCUUUUUUUGCUGAUAUCAGACCGAUAUCCGAUAUCAAUAUCAGACUGGUACAUUCCUGAUGCAGAGUAAAGAAGAUGAGUUGUGGGAUGAAGCUAGCAAGCAAACUGGUAAUACACACUUUGAAAUGAGAUUAGACAUCCGUCAAAUUAAAGAAAACAGACACAAAAAACAGCAAACCACAACCUUGUAUUGAGUUGCUUACAGAAAUAUCAUCACCUAACUAAAAUAUUCAGUUAAGGAAAAUAGAUGUCAAGCUUAACAAGAUCCCUACUUUGCAUCAAGUCCUCUCCACCCUGAGGGGAUUCUCUCUUGCAUAACCAUCCACUCACUUUACAUUAUCCCCAUUCAUACGUAUAUGAUGGUUUCUUUGUAGUUUAUGCAUGGGACAAGUCAAAAGCAUGUGUCCCUGUGAUCUAGAAGUACACUCAAGUUUAUAGAAGAGGAAAGUAUCCUACAGGAAUGAAGUGACGGUGUAGAGCAAAACAUCUGCACAGAUGCCCUCUCUUCAACAUCAAACUGGCCACAAUCUGAACGCAGGACAUCGAGACACCUUUUAACAUCUUUUCAAAGAGCCUCUGGGAUGUUAUUCUGAAACCGUAGACUUCAUAUGACACCGCCAUUCCUCAUGAUUUAUCUCCUUAAAAGCACCGAAAGGCCAGAAGUGAGUGUGACAGGACUGCCUGCAGGUCAUACUUCAUCUUUUGUCAUGCCCACAGUAAUGGGGUCUUGAUGACCCUGAGGGGGGUGUUGAAACUGUUCCUCAUCAAACACCGAGGGGCCCCCAGAGGACAUAAAAUGGGCCAUUUCCUAGAAUGACUUUAAGGUGUGAAGUUCGCACCUUUUGAUAUUUGAUCACCCACUGACAUAUUUUAUUCCGAGGCUGACUGUCUCGGAGUGUCUACGCACUUCAAAAGCGUUCCCCUGCAGCUGUAAGCAUUGUGCUGUUUGUCCUCUUGCCCCUGCAUGUGGCCACCAGGAAGGGUUAAUCCAUCUGAAUGAGCUGAUCUCUCCAUGUAGGGGAUAAAAUCUUUCUCUGCUGUCUCCGGACGGCUUAGGGACAGGAAGCCCGCUCGGUAGCCAGUGCCCCGCUCUGACGUUGCCAUAGAGAAACACAAAGCUAUGUGCGGCGGGGAGGAACGUAUCAGUUGAUGAGCUGUCUUGAGCGGUCAGUCGCACAUUCAGCGGCUUUUCAUCCUGCAAAUACUAAUUGGCUUCUACACAAGGCGAGGAGUAAUAAAGUGAACGGCUAACGCUAGAUCACGGCGCGUUUAUCUCACCACUAAGUCAGCUCAGAGGGACUUUGUUGGCGUUUGUUUGCUCUGCGCUAUAAUCUUAUAAUUUGGCAUCCAGUUGCCUUUUAAACAGGUUUUGUAGCGGUAAAACCCUCUCGAGUUCCUCCAUGUAUGGAUGUGAACUUGAACCGGAAUUGUGUUUGACAAUAAAGCUUAAAAACCAGCUCUAUUGAAGCGUUCAGUCUUUGUUCGGCUUCCUUUUUUUCUGGCAGAGCGCAUCUCCCCCAUCAGCAGUGCCAGAGCUGUUGAAAAUAUCUUGAAUUAAGCUGUUGAAUACAGAAGAUAAACACUUUAAACUGGAUAGAGUUCAGUCCCUUUUCGCGAUGAUCUCUCUUUUGGGAAAGAAGGGGAACAAAAAAAACAGCCCUGGAGUGUCUCAUCUAUCAACCCCCUCCUUUGUUCCCUCUAGUGCUACAGUUGCCUUUCUGAUUGAAUGGGUUCUUGUUAGUGAUGCAAAUGUUUUCAUGGAUGACGUUGCUUUGCGAUAUUGUUGAGGGAAGCCCCCAUUCAUUCACAGAGGGGAUACGCAUACAGGCGGGCAGCGUGGGCUCCGGCGCGGAGAAUGACGGGGAUUGCUGUCUGGCUGAAACAAUCGAGCCUCUUGUUGAUGUCAGAAACUCUCGGGUUCGGUGAAGUCUAGCUAGCACAGGAGUGGGUGUUAAAAACCUCUCUUUCAGUGGGCUCUGAUUUGAGAUCUUGGGUCGCCGGUGACUUGGGGACACUCGGGUCUGAAAUGAGCCGCAUUAUCAGCUUAUUGAGCCGUAGAUAGUCAGAGCAAGUACCGGCUCAAAGUGACCCACGUUAAAUCAGGAGAGGGCCGCUUUCCUCACACAAAACGCCUCCGGUCGAUAACCUGCCGAUCGCGAAACUGGGAGUUACCAAUUGAUGUUUAUCGAGUGAGGAGUAGAAAAACAAGGCAGUGGAAGAGAGAGAGGAAGAUGUCCUGUUUGAGAUACUCAAAUGUCGUCUUCAAGGCUGGAAAACAAGAGAGACAGACAAAGAGCUCGCAGUGGAAACACUUAAUCCCCAGAUGAUAUGAGGGCAAGAACAGAAUGUAGCACGUCUGGACUUUCUGAGCUGUUGCUGAAAGUCGAUCCACGCCGACGAAAUGUCGUUCCACUUCAUUCUUCUUUCUUUUUCUUCCCCUUUCUUUAUAUUCCUGCCAGCUUGAACUACUCCGGCUCCCAGUAUCCUGUGUCUUGCUGGUUAUGUAACAGUCAGGGGCCUAAACGGGAACUAAAGCACAGCAGUGACAGCGGACACUGCAGCCACUUGAAAAAACUGAAUGUGACAGCGACCUAUUAGAGCUGACAGCGAGAGCUUUAAAAAAAAAUGUAUCAGAAGAAUAGCACGGGAACAUUUGAAUUGAAACUUUCUUUGCCAGGGUCAACUUCAGCGGGGCUAUUAGCACGGGUUGUAAAUGAGUUGAAGUUGAGUAUGAGAAAGCUUUUCUCCACCAUUAUAUAACACCCUUACAGAUAGAAAAGCCUUUUCUGGUGAGAACCACUCAAGUGAGGACUCAUUCUGAAGCCUUGGCAAUGAAGCUUUCCAUUCUCAGCGCCGAUCAAAACAGAGGGAACGAAGCGAUUGAUGAAGAAGCUUUUAAAGCGGUGAUUUACAUAAUUCUUUGACUACGAUGGCGUGUUAUUAAUUGCAACUUUCCACGCAAAAGUGAAGAGCUAUGUAAGCAAUGACGUGGCUCUAAUGGUCUUUGUUUUUCUUCACAGGCUGAAGAUGAAACCAACACUUGAAGACCAGAAUGUCUGCACACAUUAAGCCCCUGGAAAUCUACUUGUUUUGACAACUUCUGGAACUCUUGCUUUAAAGUCCUUCAGAACAAAUUUCUCCCGUUCUCUUUGUGGAUUAUAAAUCAGAGACUGCCAUCAUGCCUAUCCUCAAGCAGCUGGUGAACAACUCCAACCAGUCAAAGCGGCGGUCACGGGCUGACCUGACCGCAGAGAUGAUCAGCGCGCCGUUGGGCGACUUCCGCCACACGAUGCAUGUUGGUCGUGGAGGAGACGCGUUCGGGGACACUUCAUUUCUCAGCACUCGAUCAGGGGAGCCUCCCAGAGAGCCUGAAACAAAGCAGAGCUCCCCCGGGCCCAAACCGGGGCUGUUGUCUCGCACCUUCAGGAGCAGCAAACGCUCUCAGUCGGUAAAUCGAGGGGACAAGUACGAGUACAACAUGAUGGCGCCCUCUGGUGGGUCAUCCAACUAUGUGAAAAACGCCAUAUCCCUGCCGUACCUCAACGAUGACAUGAACAGAGGACAGCUUACGAAGAGCGUCUCAUCAAGCCCCAUGAAGACGUUGAUGGAGAUUGAUACUAAGCCCGUGAACGGCGCAGCAGCAAUGGCGACCUUGGACACAGAGUUCGACGAGCGCAAUUUCGGCGAGCUUACCGAUUUGCCGCCAUCCAUGCCGAAAGGAGGCGGUAUGAAGCACGCCGAGUCCAUGAUGUCCUUCCACAUCGACUUGGGACCGUCCAUGCUGGGAGAUAUUCUGAGUGUGAUGGAGAAGAAAGGCUGGGAGGAGGAUGACCUCGGCUACGAAGAAGGGAAAGGCAGCGACGGACGAGCCUCGCCGUCCAACAUCCCCCACAUCGACGACGACGACGCGGAGGAGCGCGCGCCCGCCAGACCACCUCGCAGCAUGUACCCGCAGAAGCCCAUGGAUGAUCCCUACACCCCGGAGCUGCAAACCAGGAACAACCACCACAACCUGGACAGCUACUCCGUGUCCAGCUCGGGGUCGGUCACCGAAGACAAGCCUCAGUACAGCCUCCAUGACGGCGACACGGACAGCGCGAAGUACAGCUCUCCGCGCGGGGAGGACGACAGAGAUUUCACCUUCAUGGAUGAGGACGAGGAUGAGAUUCGAGUGUAGACCAAACUGGUGCCACUUUCAUAUCAGUCCAAGACUUUUGAAGGCUAUCACAAGCUGGUAAAGGCAUAGGAACGAUUAGGAGGCAGGACCACUCCUUGUAGAUUGGUAUAAUCAUUGUACACCUUGUUCAACAUCAUGAAUAAAACCAAUUAGGCCUUACUCACUGUGCUGUAGCAAGAAGAUGUGAGCAGACUGCAGAAGGACUUACUCACAGAGUGGAACUCCUGACAGGUUUUUGGUUGUUAAUUGUUGCAGAUUUAUGCAGCUUCAAACUGUGGACUCGCAACGCCCGGGAAUUUCCCAUUUUUUAAUGAAACUGGCACCUGCUCCCUCAGCCUUUAUUCUCUCUCUGAGGUGCAGGAAAAAGGAAGAAGGAACAACAACAGCAAGCCAUUGGUUAUGAGCCGCACCACACUCAUCUAUCUGGGGAAGUAAAGAUUGACCGGUAAGGUCAGAGAAUCCGAACCCCAGCUGUCCACCACAUUAAUAUCACAUUUGUUGUGUGAUGUGUGAGGUGAAGAGGAGGCUCGAUGUAGAUGUUUGUAUUUCAGAAUCUGUAAAAGAAAGAGGGAAAUGAAUGAAAGGAAAUCGUUCGCCAAUGACAAUGUUUGGCACAAACACUAAAUAGAUAAAGUAGUUCUUACUUUUCCAUGUUUUACUCUAAGUGAUGAUUUCUUUGAUGACUUUUUGAGGCUGGUCUGCUGAUGUAGAGCUUGUUUUCGUCAGUUUGGUAGUUUAUUCCGUCGUAUUAUUUUGUCUCUUUGUCUCUCGUCGGCAAGGUCUUCGACUACACAGACAGCUGUGGUAUUUAUUCAUUCAUAACAAUGAGGGAUGAAUCAGUCUUAUCGUGCACUACAAGGUCUUAAACUUUAUGAUUUGGGAUUUCUCUGUAUUGCUUUUUGACUUUAAAGUUAUUAACGGCGCCACGGAGGGAGCAAGCUUCCUUCUGCGAUCCGUUUGCUUCAUGGCACUUAAAUCACAAGUAGACUCAAAAUCACUUUUAUUGUGGAAAGCUUGUAUUAGGAAACAAGGACCUAUGUUUGUAAAAAUGUGAAUCGUUAAACAAAGAGGCCUUUUGUAUGUGGUCCGUGUCCUGUACGGUGCAGAAGUGGUGAUUGUGGCGAAUCGUGUGUGUGUUUCUAGGUCAUUCCACAUCAUUACUGAGAUUGGUAGCAUUAGCAGGUCAGCAGAAAGGCAAGAGUGUGAAUGGGACUGUUGGAGGAAUCCAAAUGAGUAGUUAUGGUUUGUCCCUGAGGGCUGAGAAAGGAUGUAAAAACUCGUUCUGGGUGUUAUUGAAGCGCAGGAACUUCAUAGACGGGCAUCAGGUGUGCUGAGAGUGGCAGACAUUUCCUUAACCGGCCCCACAGGUGAUAAGACUCAUCUCCUCUACACAAGCCAAAUCACACGCUAGAAACAGAUGAUUAAAUCAAGCAAUCAUCUGGCCUUUCCCAGUCUACUCAUUAAACAUGCUGGAUUACUGGCCUCAGACCAGCUGGAACUGCUCCAGGAACAGCAGGGUCAGGGACAGACAGGUGGGCCGUUUCUCUUUGGCUUUUUUUUUCUGUUCAGCUGUAAUCUCACUCAGUCGGCCCCUCCAGGUUACUUUCGCUUAUUACCACGGCGCAAUAAAGAGAUAUACUGUUCUCUCUUUCUAUUAAUGUCUUACCUUUUUUUUCUUAUUUUGUGUUAGACGACUAAUUGCCACGUUUAACAAAUGGGAAUCUGAAAUGUCCUGUUGUGGCAUCCAUGCAGGUGUGUACAUACAGAAUCAGGAUGCUGUGCCAUUCUUCUCUUUUUUGGGGUUUCUUGUAUAGUUUUGAAACUUACAGUGUCUCUAUGAAAAGGUUGCGAGAAGACAUGAAAUAAAAGCAAUCUGGAGGAAUUUGCCAAGUACAACCCCAAAUCUAAAAAAACUGAGAUGCUGUGUAAGAUAUUUGAGUUGGUUUGUUUAAAAAAGAAAAUCGUGCAACGGGAACAAAUCAGUAGUUGGAAGUGAAAAACUUUGACCUGCAUUUGUGGAUGCAGAGAUAGACUGUGAUCUUGAACCAUGCAGUGAGUUCUACUACAGAGCCAACCUGAUGUCAUUGUGAUUUUACGCAGAGGAAAAUAAUGCAGAAAUUUUUCAACUUCUGAGACUCAACUAGGCCUGGGCGAUUUGGCAAAAAAAAAAAAAAAAUCACGAUAUAUUUUGUCAUAUCGUCCGAUCUUGAUUAUUAUCAUGAUAUUUUUUUAACUGCCUGUUCUAAAGCAUCUUUACUUAAAACUUAAGAAACUAGAAAUUAGUUUAACAUUUUAUUAACAUACAAAGUAAAUAACAAAUCAAAUUGAAUAAAAUAUACUUGGAAAAGUAUAAGAAACAUUUUAACUCAACAGAACAACAAAUGUAGAUAAAUAUUACAUAAUACAGUGAAUUAGUUUACAGUCCUGAGUGUUUCUGCAGGUAUGCAAGACUCAAAGUAAACAAAUCGCCCCUCAGAGAUAAAAAAGACGCCUUAAAAUGUAAACAUUAGAUAAUUUCAAUGUAGAUGAUAUAAUUGAUUGAUGCUGGUAGCUGCGCCGCUAGUUGUAGCUAAACUGCUAAUGCUACUUGUGCCGUCAGCAGUAACAGGCUGUGCAGACUCCGCCCACAUUUUCAUGCUUUCCGUAUCAUCACUCGGGAAGAACUUCAAACGAUUAAACAGAUUUGUUGUGUUGCCGUUUUUUUAGGGCACCGAUCUCCGAAAUAUCUUGCACAUCGGUUUAAUUGAUCGACGUCACUUUGGAGAUACUCAAACCACCACCACAGAACAGACGUUGAAUAACUUCUGAACAAUAAAAUCAUCGCAGAAUAACUCAAAGUCACGGCUGACAUCAUUUUUGCUGCCCUCAGCUCCGCGUUUAGCUCCAUGUUCGGUCAUUCUGUUUACUUCUUUGGCAACUUAUAAAAGUGAGCAGGAAAAGCUUGACUCUGAUUGGCUGUUGUGACGCACACUUCCAGUAUGUUUGAUUGUAAAUAUGUUUACAGCUGAUCACUGUGAUCGAACUGAAAUUUAUCACGAUCAUAUAAUCGCCCAGUCCUAGACUCAGCCUCUCUUAAAUACCCGUUUUAUACCCAGUUGUAACACUAACCUGUUGCAAAUCAACAUUAUCAUUGGGGAAUGCGUCUCCAAGUGUUUGUCAACUCUGUUCCAACUUUUUUUAAAACUUCCAUUAAACGUUGAAAAUGUUGCCUUUGCACGAUUUUGUUCAAAACGGAGAUAAAUUGAUUUACAAACCAUCAAAUUCUGUCUAUAUUUUACCCAGCAUCCCAAGUUUUUUCAAACAGGGGUUAUAAAAUGAUAACAGGAUGUUUAAUUUUUUGUUUAUUUUGCUUGUGUAUAGAUUUGCAGUAUGAUUUAAGUACAUUUUUCUGAUGUGAAAGGGCCAAAUUUGAAGAUGUCUUUCCUUUUGAUUGAGAAAUUGUGAAACCUGGUUUUGUGGAUUGUUUGGGCAGCUGCAAUCCUUCACUUCCAUUUUUUUUAAAGAUCCUGUAAUGUAAAUACGACUUGUGCCAUUGAUUAUUACAGCAAACAAUCUUUAUUUUGAGCGGUGUACGUGACUACAGCAGGAGAAUUAGAGGAAUGUUAGCGGCUUUAACACUAAGAGCGCAUUUGUGGCCAAACUGUAUUUGCAAGUCCAACAAUCUGGAGUUAAUUCUGCUGGAAUCUGUAAGCGGUAAACGGACAAGUACACUAAAUAACACUGAAAUACCUUCUCGUAAUUGUCCAAAGCUCCUGGCGUGUGUUGUGUUCCUCUGUGGGAAACUCCUAAGUAGGCCAGAAUAAACCAUAUAAAGGAAUUUGCAAAUACUCUGUGCCUCAGGUCUGCUUAAAACUUUCCACGUCCCUGACAGAUGUGGUUUAGCGAGUGGCGAGAAAAGAUAAGGACUACGACUCGGCUGUAGACUGUUUUCUCCUGUUUUUCCAUAUUCAGUGGCUGUAGUCUUACGCUAGGUAUGUACUGUCUUCCUCUCCUUAUCCUUACCCUGGUUUUACAGUAUAUUAAUAUAUUUACCAUCAUGUCUUUCCUUUCCUUUGAAAUAACAGCUAUAUUUUUCAAUAAAAGAGAAAGCUGGUAAUCUUUAA